CUAUUCCUGAAAAGUAUCGAAACAACUUGAGGCUCGCUUCAGUUUUCAGGAGAACGGUAUUCGACGCUGACAAGAGUUCUUUACAACAGUGAUAAGGUACCACAGAAGAAAAAGAAUAUUACGUGACAUUUGUGUUUUUCGUUGUUAUCUGAUUGCUCUGGGAGUAAUCUGAGAAACACGAUUACCUGUAUUACGCAGUGGACUGACAUGGAUCAACGAAUUGUCUGCUGAUUAAUCAUUGACUCACGAUUAUAUUACUGGCUGUAAUUUAGUCGCUCUCGAGGUAGCGUGAAUUCCAGUGGAACUCAAAAUCAGCUCAACUUGAAAGUCCAGAGGAUAAUUUUUAGCAACUAUGCAUGUUCAAAAAGCUUUGGAGCGAAAGCUCUCUCAAAGAGAACCCCGUCAGGAACUUGUGAACAGAGGCAUAAUGCCAGCUGUUAGUGCAGCACCAGCAAUUCUUUCUCAGAGGACAAAGCUCGAACGAGCGAAGACUGGUGAUUUACUGCAGAAGAAAAUACGAGCAAGACCAAAUCGUGCUCAGCUGAUUCAGAGACACAUUUUAAAAGAAACUCCUGGUGCUGUGGAUCCUUCACUGAUCGACAAGCAAAUGCAACUAAAAAGGAAGAAACUGGAAGAUAACCUCAAUGACAAACUGUCAUAUAGACCAGGCCCUUUGGAGCUAGUGAAGGAGAAUAUCCUGGAAGCUGGUACUCCAAUGAGCCAAGCAGUUCAAGAGGGUACUGUACCUUUUACUGAAACCACAGAUUACCUGGAUUCCUUUUCCCCAGAGAGUGUUGACUCUCCAGGUGCAUCUCCUUCACCAGAUGUGGGCCAAGUGUCUUCCCCUUCAAGUGUGGGUUCACCCCCAGUGUCAACAAGCAUAACAUCCUCAGUGCAGGCUCUUGCUUCUCUGCAAGCACAGACUAAAAAACACACUCAGCAACAACAAGCAAAGCAGCAACAGCAACAUCAGUUGUUUUUUCAACAGCAAAAUGGCUUUAAUCUAACAGCACCUACACAACUCCCAGUGCAGGUUUCAUCAACAACACCAAAGAAGGAAACAGCAAAGUCUCGUAAGAAAGCAGCCAAGCCAAAGGUUAAAAAAUACAAGUAUCAUGAGUAUCGGCCACCUAAUGGUGAGGUACAGAAGUGCGAAUUGCCACAAGACUCACCAUAUGGUUUGUUAUUACAGCAACAGCAACUUUACCUCCAGCUGCAAGUGUUAUACCAGAACUACCCUCAUCAUUGUAUGUUGCCUCCCAUUCCAGAAAAUGUGAAACUUGGGGCAAAUGGCUCUAAGAAUGGCACUGGUAGUGAUUCUGAAAAAACUGUGAAAAUUGAAGAUAUGCGAGUCAUUGACAUGAGGAGAGCUCUAAAGGAACGCGGGCUUCCAGUGUUUGGCUCUAAAACUGACUUAAUUAAGCGCCUCAGGGAGGCUGGGCCUCUCCCAACAGAGGUUGUACCAAACUCCAGUAGUGCUGCACCUGUUGUGGUGUCAACACAAGAGCAGAUAACAACCUCUGCACCAAGUAUGUCUCAAGCUUUUCCAAGAACAACAACCCAUCUACCAGUGCAGCGCUCAAAUUCCUUGCCUAUGCAAAAUGCACAAAAUUCAAGUUUGGAAGCUGUAGAGCAGUUGAAGAUGCAGAUAUUAGCAAAUAACCAAAGCCUUCAACAACUUAGUGUGCCACCAGAAGUUCAGCAACAACUCCAACAGCUUCAAUAUUUGAACCUUCAGUUGCAACUGAAGCACCUAAACAUUCAACAGCAACAGAACAUCCAGCCAAAACCUCAAAAUACACCUGUCACCAAUCAGAAUGUAGCAAUGAAAAAGGAAUCUCUGACAGACAAAAAUUGUUCUUUUAGCCCACCACCUGAUCACAAACAAAUAAAGGAGCAAAAGCCAUUAUUCAUAAUGCAACAACAGGGCCAACAUGUACAAUUGUCACCUGGAAAUCAUUCACCCCAGCAACAGCUUCCUCAUCAGCCCAAACAGGUUGAUAAUGCUUUGGCUCAUUUACAAGAACAGGCUCAGUCAUUGGACCUAAGCCCUAACAAUUUUGACUCUAAUCCCAGCAGUGUGGAAAGCCAUGUUCACCCUUGGGAUCAACAACAUCCUUUAUUCGAUGGAGAGAGCGAUUCAUUUCCCUCACCUGGUUCACAGCACUCAGAAUUGUCAAACUUAUCACCUUUGCAAAUGGAUCAACUUUCUCACAGUAUGGAUACUUUACCAAAUGGUAACCUUUUCCAGGGCAGUGUGAAACUAGAAAGUCACCAAAUGCAAAGGUCAUAUUCAGAGAGAUCUUCAUCUGAUUGCCCAGAUGACUACUUCUUGAUGCUGCCACAGACAAAGCCACGGUCACUGUCUGAGCCGCAGUUUCCUGUUUCAACGCAUAAGCGAUCAUCAUCAUUUCCAUCGAUCCCUUUUGCUGCUCCUCCGCCAAGUUAUGAGGCUCACAUGGCUGCACAGUCGCAAAAGCAGAACAGAAACCUUUCACUUGGUGGGCAGAUUGGUGGGGCCCUUGCUAUGCCAAGUACCAGUCCUAAGCAAGAUGUGGAUUUGCCCCUAGAGUCUGUUAUCCAGGACAAGGAAUUAUCUCAAGAACUCCACAAGGCAAUGAUGAAGAAUCUCAGUUCACUGGAUCACGAUGAAAUACUUGAAAUCCUAGGAGAACCUCGCAGUCAAUUGCCAACAAGUAGUGCUUCUUUUGCUGGAGUAAUGUCAACAUCACAGUCAUCACCUGCACACUCUUUUACUGGGAGUAAAUCACCAGGUCUGGGAUACCUGCACACUCUACCAACACAUAGAAUUUCAAAGAGCUGUGAGGAUGUAAGCCAAAUGCCUGUUGGCAACAAAUUUCCCCCACAAAUGGACAAUGGUUCUUUGUCUAAUUUUGACUAUAUGCUAAUGAGCCCUAUGUCUCCCAUGAAAGUGGAUUCUUGUGACACAGAUGAUAGUUCAUGCUUAAUGGAUCACACUUCCAAUGCUAUACCUAUUCCAACACCAAACAAUGGAGCAGGAAGGACAGAUACUCUAGGCUGGCUUGAUUUAAGCCUAUCACCAUCUGCACAGAUUCUGACACAACAAGGAAGUACUGAACUUACUCACAAUAACAAUAUCAGCAAAGGAACACCCCCGGCAUUUUUGUAUGACCCCAUGACAACAUUGAAGGGUGAUGAGGCUUUACCUUAUCUAUCUCUGUUUGACCUAGAGACUCCAACAGCACUACAACCACCCACAGACUUUGCAGAAACAAUGGAUUAUUGCAUCUAGAUUGUGGUUUGGUUGACUAUUGGUAGUUAUUUGGUUACAUAAUAUGGUGAUUAACUCUAGUAAUAGUCAAUAAUGAUAGUUGCCAUGUUGGAAAUUACUGUCAAUGAAAACCUAAGAAAAUGUAGGUUAGUUGUUUAGGUAAAUGCGUAUUUCCUCCAUUUGUGUGCUGACAAAUAAGACUACUUUUUAUAGUUAAAACUAUAAAACUAGCUCCAUCUAAUGGGAAAAUCAUCUCUUCAUUCACCCCUUGUUUUUUUUGUUCUCAAUCAAAACUAAAUAUUCUGCUUUUCUUUGUUGGUAAGACUACUGAAACUGUGAAUUAAGUGUUUAUUAAACUUUCUUUAUUCAGAAACAGAUCAAAACAUGUACAGAUGCAUUAGGAGAUACAUUGAAAUUUGACAUCUAAGUUAGGUUAUAAGUACAUUUGAGUGUGUUGUUCUAAACAAGUAAAUUGCAGUGUGCUUUUGUGCCCUAACACUGUCCUUUUGUUAGUAGGAUAAACCCAGUCACUCUGCCAUUGCUCUUAAAGUAACUUGCAAAGUUGAUCAGGGGUUUUGCUUGCAUGGCAUGUAGUAGAAUAUGACAGUCAUAAAUCUGUGUACAUUGCCACGAUUGAUAGUAAAGGCAAUAGCCACUCAUUUUUGAAAAACAAGACUUCUCUUUAAACUAUAGUAUCUGCUAUCUGACAAAAUAAUUUUGCAAUUAAUCAAUUCUGAUGUAGGGGAGUUUAUCCAUCAAGAUGGUUACAUUCAAUUCAUCAAGCUUCACUCCAAUACUUUUUGACAAUUUCCAAUACUUUUGACAAUCAGCAAACUGACUUUAUAAUUAUAAGUGGCCUCGUUAGACAAGCACAGACUUAAAUCCAUAACGUUUAUUGCUUUCCCUUGCAUCCUCUCACAAAUAUUGUUUAAAAAAAAGCUAUCUUUUUUUGUACAUUAAUUUGAAGAUUUACCAAGAGCCCCAUACCAUAAACUGAUUCUAGACUAGGUAUCUGGGUGUAUCAUCAAUUUCUAUUCCACCCACAAGAUAAAGGCAACUAAAAUGAUGAAUAUCACUGCUUCCUCCCUAAGAAAAAUUGUCAGAAUGAGUAAAGCUUUGUUGUUUGGAAAUACUUGGGUAGGUUUCCUCUUUGGAAAUAAUUUUCAAUUAGUGUUAUUAAAUGAGAACUAUUCCAGAAAGUGAGCAGGUUUUGCUGAAUGAAGAACAGUCUAAUUGGUCAUGAUUCAGAUUUAGUUGAAGUCAGUAAGCAGAUAUUUGACUAAUUUUAACAAUGGAAUAACCCAUCAUUGAUCAGUGGUUGAAUCACUGUUAUCAAUAAUAUCUUGAUUUAGAAAACUGCUCUUGUUAUUAGCCCUCUUGACAUUUCAUUUCACAGACUUGCAAAUCAUUGUAUUCAUUCACAAAAAAAGACAGUCAAUUGUAUGUUUGCAUUUGUCUCGCAAUCAGUACCUUUCAGUUCUCUUGGAGGAGGUGAAGGGCUGUGAAUUUUUUUUCUUUACAUCCAGGGACAUUCUACUGCACUUUCAGUAGAGAAAAUAAAUUAAAUGUAGUAUUAUAUCAAGGGCAUUAAAGCAUGUCAUUAAGUUUGAGGUAAAGGAAGGGCAAAUCGUAGAGUCAGCUUUUUUUUAAAAAAGAAAUUCAAGUGCAGUGUGAAGAUCUUGAGGAGGCAUAGACAAUUUCAAGAGGUGUUUAUUAUUUUUGGAAAGCAAUGUGGCAUUUCUUUGUAACUGCUUUGUAAUUUGUACUUAAGAGUACUUGGACAAUUCCCUUGCUAGUUGCAAAGACAGUUGUGUUUCUUUUAAUGAAAUGUGUUUGAUGUUUUAGGUCCACUUUCUGUCAUUCUUUUGGUGACAUUUAAUUACCAUACAGUGUUUUGUAUUAAAUUUCACUCAGAACUCUG
This is a messenger RNA of Stylophora pistillata, 5174 nucleotides long. RefSeq lists its product as uncharacterized. The record is from RefSeq and is a predicted model, not a curated record. Gene Ontology annotation, molecular function: transcription coactivator activity. Gene Ontology annotation, biological process: positive regulation of transcription by RNA polymerase II; smooth muscle cell differentiation. Lineage: Eukaryota; Metazoa; Cnidaria; Anthozoa; Scleractinia; Pocilloporidae. Gene Ontology annotation, cellular component: nucleus.